This is a messenger RNA of Tachysurus fulvidraco (yellow catfish), 1519 nucleotides long. RefSeq names its product RAB10, member RAS oncogene family (gene rab10). Gene Ontology annotation, biological process: cellular response to insulin stimulus. The record is from RefSeq and is a predicted model, not a curated record. The coding region runs from base 600 to 1205 and encodes 201 amino acids. Gene Ontology annotation, cellular component: insulin-responsive compartment; Golgi apparatus; recycling endosome. Gene Ontology annotation, molecular function: GTP binding; GTPase activity. NCBI's taxonomy places the organism in Eukaryota, Metazoa, Chordata, Actinopteri, Siluriformes, Bagridae. The transcript is spliced from 6 exons.
CCAGCGGUGGCUCCAUUCGAAGGCGACGGCGGUCGUCGGUCUGUGUUUCGGCUCGGAAUUAAAGUCGCGCUCGUGAAGUCAACAACGGACAAAAUACCAGCGCAGACGCACAAAGAUCUCGGGUCGAUAUCGAGACGAACGCAGUCGAGGCGUUUCGGGCUGUAAUCCGGAGGAGGUGCUGCUGAGAUGGUGAUAAAAGACUGAGGGCUUUUCGUACAGGAGCCAUUUUGUCCGUGUGGCAGAACAGACAGAAGGGCAGAAGGAAAGGAACCGAUUAUUAUUAUUACUAUUAUUAUUAUUAUUACACACGUUUAUCCGGACUGUAGAGAUAAAAAAAAAACAACAACAGCGCCAGAAACUGAACUGAACGCGACAUUUACUUCACGCUACACCAAGCUAACCAGGCUAACGUUAGCUUAGCAUCAAGCUAACCAGGCUAACGUUAGCUUAGCAUUAAGCUAACCCGGCUAACGUUAGCUUAGCAUCAAGCUAACCAGCAGCACCCGCCUGAUUGGUGUUGUGUUGUUGUUGUUGAUCCCUGGUCUCCUUUCUGCGUCGUUUUUAUAAAUAAUAUUAAAUAAAUAACUAAAUAAAAGAAGAUGGCGAAGAAGACGUACGACCUGCUGUUUAAGCUCCUCCUGAUCGGAGACUCCGGUGUGGGGAAAACCUGCGUGUUGUUCCGCUUCUCAGACGACGCCUUUAACACCACCUUCAUCUCCACCAUAGGAAUCGAUUUCAAGAUCAAAACAGUUGAACUGCAAGGAAAGAAGAUAAAACUACAGAUAUGGGACACAGCAGGUCAGGAGCGGUUCCACACCAUCACCACCUCCUACUACAGAGGAGCCAUGGGCAUCAUGCUCGUCUACGACAUCAGCAACGCCAAGAGCUUUGAGAACAUCAGCAAGUGGCUCAGGAACAUCGACGAGCAUGCCAAUGAAGAUGUGGAGAGAAUGCUGCUAGGCAACAAGUGUGACAUGGAGGACAAACGGGUCGUACCAAAGGCCAAGGGAGAGCAGAUUGCCAGGGAACAUGGAAUCCGUUUCUUUGAGACGAGUGCGAAAGCCAACAUCAACAUCGAGAAGGCCUUCCUCACGUUAGCAGAAGACAUCCUCAGAAAGACACCUGUAAAAGAGCCCAACAGUGAAAAUGUGGACAUCAGCUCCGGAGGUGGAGUCACAGGCUGGAAAACCAAGUGUUGCAGUUGAACAGUCCGUCACACAAAUUUACAAGCACGUGUCCAUACACACACACACACACACACACGCAGUUUCUUCUCCCACUUACACUUAUUUCCUCCUACUUUGUAUCUAACUCCUUCCUCCUGUUGCACUCUUGCCCCAUCUCACACUCUCUCCCUCUAUCCUUCUAUCAAUCCCCCUCUGUCCCUCCCUCCAUCCUUCUAUCUCUCUCUCUCUCUAAUCGUUUCUACCUUUUUUUUCCCGCUCACAUCGGCUUGCUGACAGUUUUUAUUUCCGAUGACAGAAAAAAAACAGUUGUAUAGAUAAAAAGAGAAAUCAUG